Molecule: messenger RNA, 642 nt
Organism: Gavia stellata (red-throated loon)
Lineage: Eukaryota; Metazoa; Chordata; Aves; Gaviiformes; Gaviidae
Gene: TMEM138
Product: transmembrane protein 138
Exons: 5
Coding region: 127-615 (162 amino acids)
Cellular component (GO): cilium
Source: RefSeq, a predicted model, not a curated record
GGAAGAUGGCGGCCGCAGGUCCCGGCUGUAGGGAGAGGCGACGCUGAGCCCCUCAGCUCCGGACCAUGAGCUGGCUUUGCCGCUGGGGAUGCUGGGGCUGAGGACUCCAACCCCCGGGGAAGGAAGAUGCUCCAGACCAGCAACUACAGCCUGGUGCUGUUCCUGCAGUUCCUCCUGCUUUUCUACGACCUCUUCGUCAAUUCCUUCUCGGAGCUGCUCCGCACGGCCCCCGCCGUCCAGCUCGUCCUCUUCAUCAUCCAGGACAUCGCUAUUCUCUUCAACGUCAUCAUCAUCUUCCUCAUGUUCUUCAACACCUUCGUCUUCCAGGCUGGGCUGGUCAACCUCCUCUUCCACAAGUUCAAGGGGACCAUCCUGCUGUCAGCGGCCUACCUGGCGCUCAGCAUCUCCUUCCACGUCUGGGUGAUGAACCUGCGCUGGCGGGACUCCAGCCGCUUCGUGUGGACCGAAGGCCUGCAGACCCUUUUUGUUUUCCAGCGGCUGGCGGCCGUGCUCUACUGUUACUUCUACAAGAGGACGGCGGUGCACCUGGGUGACCCCCUCUUCUACCAGGACUCGCUCUGGCUGCGCAAGGAGUUUGCGCAGUUCCGCGGCUGAUGGCUCCCCUCGGGCUCUGGGCGACCC